AUGGAGAUUCGCCCUGCGGGCGCACCAGUCCCGUCCGAAUCGCCCUCCCUCCCGCAGUCCGCCCCGCCCCGUAAACGAGUCCGCCGCUGGCAUCAUCGAGGUUUCACCGGUUGUUCUACCUGUCGUCGUCGCCAUGUUCGAUGUGAUGAGGCCUCGCCUACUUGCAAUAACUGUACGAGAUUGGGACUCGAGUGUGAUGGUGCUCAGGGGAGAAUGACCUUUAAGGUCUAUGGACCUAACCAAGAGCCGCCAUCCAAGGGUUCCAAGACGCGAAAGAAGGCUACCGAGUCCGCCGCGUGCGAUACCAUACCGGGCACAGGAACUUUUGCUAUAAAGCAUGGAAGAGAUACAGAGCCAUCUGAGGCUAUAGUGGUCUCUCCAAGUACGGCAUCAUCACAAUGGAGGAGCUUUCGUUUCCAAGAAUCCAUGCCGUCCCGUCUUGUUCCUGCAUCUAUUGAAGAAACAGAUGAUCGGUACUUCAUGCACUUUAUCGAUCGAGUGUCGACCCUCCUCAUUAUUUACGAUAAUUCCAUGAAUAUCAAUCCUUAUCGGAGUUACUUCCCCGAUUUUGCGCGUUCAUCUCCUUCCAUGGUCGGUGCUAUGCAAGCACUGGGCGCCUUGCAUCUAGCCAAUACCUCUCUGGGACCACAACGCAACUCACAUCUUCAGCACGCUAUGAGUAAAUACGGACAGGUGGUACAGCUGUUUCGCGCCCGCUAUGGACGAACGACUCAACAACUUGGAAUGACGGAUUUCGCAACAUGCUUAUUACUUUGUUUGUUUGAGGUGAAUCAAGAUCAUGAUCAAAAUGUAAGCGAAAUUGUUGCUGACCAGCGCCAGAUGAUGGACUCUCAAAACCAUAAUUGGGCCGUGCAUCUCAAGGGUGCCCGCGAGAUCUACAACCUUCUUUUCUAUCCGCACACCGGCCGCACCUCUACUCGGGAGGAGCAGCGAGUCGCCGAGUGUAACCAUCCCCUCCGGUCAUUUCUUGUGUCUUUACUCUCUUAUCUGGAUGUUGCCGGUGCAUGUGCCACCCCAGGUGGCACAGUUGUGGAGGGAAACUAUUGGAAGACCCUCGGAGGUGGGUGGGAGUACAAUCUUGGAACCCCCAGCCUGUCAUCACCAGCAACCCCGGAUAACCCGACAUUGGUAGAAUUACGUUAUGCAUGGUCGCAUAUGAUGGAGGUGCAAGCUGCGAUUAGUACUUUCGCUCGUGAUAAACAAUGGAUGUCUCCAGAGCACCAAGACAUGGUUUAUAAAGAAAUCUUCAACCAAUUGGUGGUUUGGCGAGCUAGUACACCCAUCAGUCUUCAGUUACUUGGAGAUAUGGGACUGGAUGAUGAAAGUCUCCGACAAUUCCCUUUCCCGGAUAUGCUGGAGUAUGUUGGGUGUGUUGAAGCCUACGAGAAAGCAACCUUUGUGCAUCUUCAUCAAGUCGCGGGUGCAGGUCGUCCGCGCUGGAUCACAGAUAGAGCUUAUUUGGAUAUGCUCAUCACUCGUAUCCUUACCUUGAUUCGGAAACUAUCGAAGGGUGUGGGACAAUUGGCGAUCCUAUGGCCUCUUUUCAUUGCUGGACAGGAAACCCGAAAUGAAGCUGAGCAGCAAUAUGUUCGUCAAACGAUGGAGGAGCUGAAGCUGUUUGGAUUCAAGAAUGUUGAUAAAGGUCUGGAAACCUUGGAGGCGGUAUGGUUCAAGCGACGUACUUUUCCUGAGGGCUGGACAGAGACAUUGGAUGAGAUCAAGUCGAACAUUCUCCUUCCUUGA
Messenger RNA from Penicillium malachiteum, 1764 nucleotides. RefSeq names its product Zn(II)2Cys6 transcription factor. Gene Ontology annotation, cellular component: nucleus. Gene Ontology annotation, molecular function: zinc ion binding; DNA-binding transcription factor activity, RNA polymerase II-specific; transcription cis-regulatory region binding. The transcript has a single exon. The record is from RefSeq and is a predicted model, not a curated record. Bases 1 to 1764 code for a protein of 587 amino acids. Lineage: Eukaryota; Fungi; Ascomycota; Eurotiomycetes; Eurotiales; Aspergillaceae. Gene Ontology annotation, biological process: positive regulation of transcription by RNA polymerase II.